Encephalitozoon romaleae SJ-2008 is the source of this 621-nucleotide messenger RNA. RefSeq names its product putative membrane protein. NCBI's taxonomy places the organism in Eukaryota, Fungi, Microsporidia, Unikaryonidae. The transcript has a single exon. The record is from RefSeq and is a predicted model, not a curated record. Bases 1 to 621 code for a protein of 206 amino acids. Gene Ontology annotation, cellular component: Golgi membrane; endoplasmic reticulum-Golgi intermediate compartment; endoplasmic reticulum membrane. Gene Ontology annotation, biological process: endoplasmic reticulum to Golgi vesicle-mediated transport.
AUGGAAAUAGAAAUAGGAAAAGAAGCAAUCAGAAGGAGUACAGAAUAUGCCAAUAAAGGCCUUGGAGCAGUAUCCUUAAAAUCUUUCCGUACUUACUUUGACAUAGACAAUACAUUCGUCUUAAAGAAGCUUGUAUUGAUCUUAUUUCCAUUUCACAACAAAGAGUGGGUAAGUGAGGAUGAAGGGAUGGCAAGACCGGAGCUAUAUGUCCCAAUAAUGAGUUUUAUCUCGUAUGUCCUGAUAAGAGCACUACGUCUUGGAUUUGAAGGUAUGUUUAGCCCGGAAAAGUUAGGAAUUGUGUUUACCAGGUUGUUUUUUCUUGAAGCUAUGUGUGUACUAUUCACAAGAGUUUCUGGAUACUUCUUUGAUGUAACUCUAAGUACGCUUGACGUGGCGGCAUAUAGUGGGUACAAGUAUGUUAUUGCUGUUCUCUUGCAGAUAAACAGAAUGCAAUAUGUAAGAAUUAUCGGAGGAAUGUAUCUUUAUGUAAGCUUCUUUAUAUUUCUGAGUAGAAGCUUGAAGAGACGCGUGAUGGAUAGAGGAGCCGAGAGGAUGAGAAGGGCAUACUACCUCUUUGGAAUAGUUAUUGUCCAAGAGUUUAUUGUAUUUUUGCUAUCUUAA